AACACAUUUUGGUGGUGGUUUGAAGCUACUGCUUUCAAAAAUUCUUGUGUGCAGAGAAGUAUGCAACUUUGAAUGACGAAAGCUGGUAAUCGCAAUAUUCAGUGUAUUGCUGGAGGUGUGCAGCAAUUUCUUACCGAUUGGAGCUCUAUUACAGGGAUACGUAAUCAAGUUUUGACGUAGAUAUCUAGGUAUGUAUUCCAAGAAAUAAAAAGCAGAAUUUGCGGAACACCGUCGAGGUGCUAUCUUCAGGUUCCGACUUCGACAGUCAUACAACCAUAAUGUAGAUAAGGGAAGUAGACGAAACACGUAGAUAUCGUGGCACUGAAAAAAAUUAUAAAAACAUUUCACUCGCCAGAUCGAAGGGCUCGGGCGGAGCUAUUCUCUCGAUUUUCGGAAAAGUAUGGUACUACUCCGAUGAACGACCAAGCACUACAUGAUAAUAUCGAAAUACCUAUUGUAUUAAUUUAAAAAAAUAAAAAGUAAUUGGGAAGUACGACAAAAAUUUUGUGGACCUACCUUUUUUUAUUUUUUGUGCAGUCGCUGGAGUUGCUGGACGUGCCACGGUUUUUUCUUUCCGUCAAACGGCGGAAAGAAUUUCGAGGCGCUGAAAGACUCCUUCCAUCCUAUUUUCACUUUCCUGUAUUGACGCG
This is a messenger RNA of Amoebophrya sp. A120, 650 nucleotides long. The record is from the annotation of a GenBank genome assembly. Lineage: Eukaryota; Dinophyceae; Syndiniales; Amoebophryaceae.